CGUGUGUCUGACUGGACCACAGAGAAACGAUGAAAAAGAAAGACAGUCUAAUUCAGGUGUUUUGCCUGCUGUCAGUCGCCUCAGGAAUAGGCAUUGGGUUUCUGCUGAGGCUAACAGUUGGCGUACGCAAUAGGGUUAUGAAAGAGUGGAUCAAAAUGCCAGGGAAUAUACUUCUGUAUGUGCUUCAGAUGUUCGCUGUCCCCCUCAUUGUGACAAGCGUGCUUGCAGGAGUAACUGGAUUAAACACCAAAAUGUCCAGGAAAGUAGCCUUGAUCACAGGAGCCUACGUCUCUUUCUCUACCGUUUAUGCUUCAUCUUAUGGUAACUUUAUAAAGUGCAGUGUAGCAAUGUCUCUGGUGCUCUCAACAAGGCCUGGUUUGGGAGCACAGCAUGCAAGUGGAGAACCGGAUCUUUCCGUUCCCUUCUCCAUGCACGUGGUCUUAAUGGAUCUCUUGAGGAACAUGUUUCCAGAGAGCUUCCUUCAGGCUUUCUUCGAGCAGUACAAGACUGAGAUUGUUCAUGUCACAAAAGAUCAAACUAUAACCUACGUGCCACGCAAUGACAGUGAGAUGCGACUGAUAGGCACCUAUGUUCCUGGAGCCAACAUGCUAGGACUGAUCAUCUGGUCUUUCACCAUCGGCAUCUUGUUAAACAGGGUGGGAGACCAGGCAAAAAGCACUGUGAAUGUCAUUCAAUACGUCAACGAUGCAAUAAAAAUCAUAGUCCACUGGUUCGUGUGGUAUUUGCCAAUUGGAGUUUUGUUCCUGAUCACAGACAGUGUGUUGAAUGUGGAAGACUGGCGAGAGGCCGUGAAACUUGUGAAGUUUGCAGGGGUGGUUUGUAUGGGACUGGGAUGCUACGCCUUUCUUAUUCUUCCCUUGGCUUAUUUAGCGAUAGUCAGACAGAACCCCUUUAAAGUCUUCAAGAAUAUCUCCAAGGCUCUGACAACUGCAUUUAUCGUCGCAUCCAGCACCGCCGCUCUACCUAUUGCCUUUCAAUGCUGUGAAGAGAAUGCGAAGGUCAAUAAGAAACUCGUCCGCCUCAUAUUGCCCAUCACCGUCAGCCUCAACAUGAACGGGACAAUAAUUUACGAAGUGAUCGCUUCCGUCUUUGUUACUCAGAUAAGUGACAUCAAGCUGGAAGUCAGCCAGAUAAUCGCCAUUUGCUUGUCUAGUUCCAUUGUCACCUUUGGAACUGCAGGGGUCCCAGCAAAAGGAGCUAUGACCACUAUCAUGGUUCUGACAUCUGUGGGACUUCCUGCAAAGGAUGCUGCCAUGCUGGUGAUAUUUGAAUGGCUUCUAGACCAUUUCACUACCAUGGUGAAUAUGCUCGCAAACAUGAUGGGUCUGAUUACCAUCAAUGCUAUAUGGGAAAAGGAGCUGAUAGUCAUGGAAGAAGCAGAAAGGACUGAUAAAGUUCGUUCCCCCAGUGAGCUCCAGCUGGACUUACUCUGUUUGGAGCCAAAUGACGAGGUCAUCCCGUCCAAUGCCGCCGCAUCAGGAUCCAUUUCACCUAAGUGAGAGGAUCAUCUCAGCACCAUAUUAACGCCAACGAGCUGAAACCUCAGGACAGUGAUGUCACCAUCCUGGGG
This is a messenger RNA of Xiphophorus maculatus (southern platyfish), 1591 nucleotides long. Its product is annotated as excitatory amino acid transporter 3-like. Gene Ontology annotation, molecular function: glutamate:sodium symporter activity; L-glutamate transmembrane transporter activity; L-cysteine transmembrane transporter activity. NCBI's taxonomy places the organism in Eukaryota, Metazoa, Chordata, Actinopteri, Cyprinodontiformes, Poeciliidae. Gene Ontology annotation, cellular component: plasma membrane. The transcript is spliced from 13 exons. The coding region runs from base 30 to 1520 and encodes 496 amino acids. The record is from RefSeq and is a predicted model, not a curated record. Gene Ontology annotation, biological process: L-glutamate transmembrane transport.